Messenger RNA from Coccidioides posadasii C735 delta SOWgp, 2913 nucleotides. RefSeq lists its product as uncharacterized. The record is from RefSeq and is a predicted model, not a curated record. NCBI's taxonomy places the organism in Eukaryota, Fungi, Ascomycota, Eurotiomycetes, Onygenales, Onygenaceae.
CACAACUACUGUUCGGGACUAACACACAGAGGUAAAUUUUUUCUCUUUGAUAGAAAAGCUUUUGGGAUUUUUCAUUUUCCUUACUUUCUUUUGUGACUCAUUCUAUCUCUAUCUGGUUUCAUGGCAACAGCGUAAUAGCUCACACACGUGCACCUCUACACCCCCUUCACAUACCUACUCACAACAUCUUCCCGCUCGACUUACCUUCUCAUUCUAUGUGAUUUUUCCAAUCUAUCUCUCAUCAUUAUUCUUCAUCCGCUUCACCUCCUCAAGUGAUAAAGUACUGUGUCAACCACCUGAUUAUCAAGUGAUAUCGGGCUGCAUUCCUCUUCCGCGGUAACUCAACAUGGACUCCAACGCGGGUCCGGAAAAGUGGAAGGAACUCAUGGCAGCUUUUCGGGCAUUUAAUAGUCAAGCUGCAACCAAGUAUAGGAAUAUGCCCAAAAAAACAGAAAACGAAGCUGCUUCUCAUGCAGCAGAGACUCCCAGGUUCAAAGCGACACCUGCAAAGCAUGCCUCUGACAGCCGAGAUGCUAAGCUCAAUGUCAGUAUGGGAACUGCAAGUACUGUCAUGACUUCUCCAAACUCCGGAAAGCCGAGGAAUCCUGUGGAAACCCUAGCAAGCAGCGUUUCAUCAGGAACAUCCAAAAAAAAUCACGUUGAAGUAAACAAACAGAACACAAGAUCACAAACGAAUGACAUUCCAGCCAAUAGAGCUGAAAAACUUUCCACCUCCAACUCUAUUCCCAUCAAGUCAUAUCCCAUUCUGACGGAUCUGCCUAGAGACACGGCUCCGGAAGACCAAGCUGUCAGCCCAGCUUCUAAGCCAUCCAUGUCGGUCAGCUUUUCUGUUUCAACAAUAGAACCAAGGAUCUCCGAACAACUUGAACCCGAAGACCUGCGCAGUGGAUCAAGCUGCCAGGAAGCGAAAGAGACUGCGGAUUAUCAUGUUGCUGAUGAUAUGGAUUCAAGCGGCUCUGACGAGAUAGUUUUUCGCCAAGACGAACAUAACAUGGUUGGCCCUCGAUUGCAUGCUCGCAAGCAGGGCGUUGAGCAAGAUAAAGGAAAUCCAGUUGUGGCACAAAGGGACGCGGGAAAGGAAAGUGGCGACCCUUCAAUCGGCCAGUCGGUUCCAAAUGCGGAGAAAAAUAAAAAUGCACCUGUUAAAGUGUUCACCAUAGAAGAAAAAAGGGCCAAGCUUCAAAGGCUCCAAGAACGAGAAUUGCACAAGAUUCGUAUGAGGCUACUCGAACCCGAGGAAGAUGAAAUCAGUGCGAAAUCGUUAAAGCUUGCUCGAGAAGGACCAGGGACUAGCCCUGAUUCUGAAAUCUCUCAUCGCAUUAGAAGCUUUGUCCUCGAGCCACCCAAGGGCAUAAAUCUAGCUCUUCCGGAUUCAGAGUCUGCUAGCCACGGUCACCAUCGUUCGACCGGUAUCGUAGUUGCAAGAUCUACCCUCACUGUCCCCGAAGAUCACCGAGAAGCCAGCAUUGAGUUGCGAAACAAUUCAGAUUUUCAGCCCGUCUUGGUCGACUGGCAAUAUCGUCCUUGGGAUAUCCAUGAUGAUGAGUGGACCAAAAGAUUCGCUGACUGGUUGGAGUGCACUAUAAGACUUGGCUCCUACGUCGAGAUACAUUCUGGCCCUUUCACCAACGCCGACUUCCAUCCUGAUGGAGUAACCGGGUUUGUGGAGCUGGAUUUUGAAGCGCCAACCGCCCAUCUCGAUAUGUCGAUUCCGGAAAAUGCUCAUGCCCAUGAAACAUCUGCCGGGUAUGUUUAUAACUGGAAUCUCAGACUUGAGCACGAAAAGGCCAAAGAGAUAGAAGAGAAGAAACGGAACACUGCCCAUGUCAGAGCUGUGGCUAAGAUGAGACCUGAACCGCACCCUUUUGCUCCAAAGACCAACGUUUAUCUCCGCCCGGUGGAGGCAAAGGAUAUCCCGGGUUUGACCAAAUUGUAUAACUGGUACAUUAAAAAUUCCACGCGAUGCAUUGAGUUGGACGAUAUAUCUGAAGAUGUAAUGAAAAUUCGUGUGGACGAAAAUGAAGCUGCGGGCUUCCCCUGUCUUAUCGCAGCAGAGCAUAAGCCAGGACGCGGAUAUCCCAUGAAUAGCGAGAACGAGAUGAUUUAUGGCUUCAUUAUGGCAAGUGAAUUCUCCGGCAAACGAACUGCAAAUAGAUAUGCGGCCGAGUUGGAAUUGUUCGUCAAUCCAACACAAUAUAAUCGUCGUGUUGGCCGAAGCCUAUUGGAUAAAAUGAUCGACUUGUGUGACCCAAAAUACACGCCCAAACGUGGCUAUAAUUUCGACUGUGUCAUGCCCAAAAGAAGCCUCUAUUGCGGUGUAGACGUCCGCCCGUUAUCAAGGCUCGUCGUUGUCGUGCAUCAUUCGGCUGAUGAAGUAAACGAAUAUCGAUGGUUAAGAAGAUGGAUGGAGCAAGAAUUUGGCUUCGUCGAACAGGGACUGCUUCAAGGAACCGCAGUUAAGCAGCGGAAAGUACUGAACUCCGCUUAUCUCGUCCGUAAUACCCCUCUACAGCCCGAAACAAAGGGGGACAACCAAGUCGUCCAGUGGCGCUUCCGUUAAGGAUGCUUGAGAUUCGGAAUCCCAGGCGACUUUAAGGCCGGCGAAAUCAAACAAAAAUUUCCAAAUCUUUAUGGGCCUUUAGGGGGCCAAUUUCAGCAGCCUUUUCUUAUUUGUCUUCUUUAAAUUGUUAUCCUUAGCUUGGGCCUGUAUUUUGUUUCAACUAACUCGAAAUUCAGCCCUUGUUUCAGAUAGAAAAAAGAUAUGCCCCUUUCCCACCCAAAAACAAUCCCACAGUGGUCACAUUUUGAUGUAUUUCCUGGUUGUGCCCUCUCGAACUUCUGGUUUCCUGCGGAUUUAGCAAUUUUGACGCCAGUUUGCUUCCAUUUGCCGAG